Molecule: messenger RNA, 859 nt
Organism: Sorex fumeus (smoky shrew)
Lineage: Eukaryota; Metazoa; Chordata; Mammalia; Eulipotyphla; Soricidae
Gene: ATF7IP2
Product: activating transcription factor 7 interacting protein 2
Exons: 3
Coding region: 1-606 (201 amino acids)
Biological process (GO): regulation of DNA-templated transcription
Cellular component (GO): transcription regulator complex; nucleus
Molecular function (GO): protein binding; transcription coregulator activity
Source: RefSeq, a predicted model, not a curated record
AUGUUUUGCACUAUUAAGGCAAAUCUUUUUUUUUUAACAACUCAGCCUGUAAAGGAAAAGGAUGAUUCUGUGAUUGAUCUGACAGAAGAUACCCUAUCAACAGAAAAUUCAGUGUCGGCCCUGGAGUCAUUUACAAAAGAUGUUUCAAGUUCAAAAGAGAGCACUAGCCCAGUGGCACGAAAUACAGCCCAGGAUCUUGAGUGCUUUGAGCACCUCCCGCCGCUCCCGGAACCACCGCCACUGCUGCCUGAACUGGUAGACAAGAUUCGAGACACCCUCCCACCCCAGAAGCCUGAGCUCAAAGUGAAACGGGUACUGAGACCCAAGGGCAUUGCCCUCACCUGGAACAUCACCAAAAUCAAUCCCAAAUGUGCUCCCGUGGAAAGCUACCAUCUCUUCUUAUGCCAUGAGAACCCUAAUAAUAAGUUGAUUUGGAAGAAAGUUGGAGAAAUUAAAGCUUUACCACUCCCAAUGGCCUGUACUUUAUCUCACUUUUUAGUUUCCAACAAAUACUAUUUUACUGUCCAGUCAAAAGACAUUUUUGGGAGAUAUGGACCGUUUUGUGAUAUCAAAUCUAUCCCUGGGUUUUCUGAAAACCUUACCUAAAAGCCUUGGAUAUUUAUAUAUUGUGUUAUGUUUUUGUUUUGUGUUUCCAUAUUUGAGUUGUUUACAGUGUUCCUCUUAACACUAAUUGCUGAUUUAUAGGGCCAGUUCAGAUUGUGAACCCUGUGUAUAGGGACAGUCCGCCUCCCUAUUUGUAAGUGUCCUGUAAUUUCACGAAUUUCUGAUUUGCAUUCAGGAAGUAUUUCCAAUGACUGUUUGAGAACAAAAACACUAUCAUGGACCCAUGUCGCUGAGC